This is a messenger RNA of Mytilus californianus (California mussel), 564 nucleotides long. RefSeq lists its product as uncharacterized. The transcript has 3 exons. The record is from RefSeq and is a predicted model, not a curated record. Lineage: Eukaryota; Metazoa; Mollusca; Bivalvia; Mytilida; Mytilidae. The coding region runs from base 25 to 564 and encodes 179 amino acids.
GCUGAAAAGAAGUUCAUUGUUAGUAUGAAUGCAAGUGUUUGUUUAGAAGAAGGAAAAGCAUGUGACAUAACUUUAAUGAUUGUCGAGGACCUGUAUCUUCCAAAAAUUGCUUGUGAUUGGAGUAUCAGUUUAAACAAUUUCUCAGCAUCAGAUUUCUUAGCCAAGCAAGGACUUUCUCUCCAAAACCAAUUGACAGACAUUGUAGUGAAGCAGAUUUUAGAGAGACUUGGUAUAGCUGAAUACCUACAAGAUCCACAGUGUGACAUCGACAGUCAAAUGUACCAAUCACUACCAGGAGAUCCUGUGGGUUGGAGAGAUGAAUGUAUUGGAGGAUUAGGAAACCUAACAGCACUGACUCCAUUAUCUCUAGCCACACCAAAGGGAUACGUCGCAUCACGCUGUACUUACAUCGACUUCUGUUUAGAUAUACCACUACUGAGGAAGUCAUUGCAUGCUUACUUUGACCUCAAUAUGUGUGAAAGGUCAUUCAAGAUUGGUAUAGAAAAGCUUGUCAUUGAUUUGGACUUCCUGACCUACGCCUGGGGAACAGAUAUUUUGGCAUAG